AUGUUUAACUCGGUUAACCUGGGUAACUUCUGCUCGCCGUCGCGCAAAGAGAGGGGCGCUGAUUUCGGCGAAAGAGGGAGCUGCGCCUCCAAUCUCUAUCUGCCCAGCUGCACUUACUACGUGCCCGAGUUCUCUACCGUCUCUUCUUUCCUGCCCCAGGCCCCCUCUCGCCAAAUCUCCUACCCUUACUCCACCCAAGUGCCCCCAGUCCGGGAGGUCUCCUAUGGCCUGGAGACCUCGGGGAAAUGGCAUCACAGAAACAGCUACUCUUCCUGCUACGCUGCGGACGAGCUCAUGCACAGGGAAUGCCUCCCUCCUUCCACCGUGACCGAAAUCCUCAUGAAAAACGAAGGCUCCUACGGCAGCCAUCACCACCCCAGCGCCCCCCACCCGGGCCCCGGCUUCUAUUCGUCAGUCAACAAGAACAGCGUCCUGCCCCAAGCCUUCGACCGAUUCUUCGACAAUGCCUACUGUGGGAGCGACGGGCCGGCCGAGCCCCCAUGUGUAGGCAAGGGAGAAGGCAAGGGGGAACCCGAUCCCCCCCAGCCCGGGGUGCUAGCUCCCCGGCCCGAGUCCGGCGGAGACCCGGAGGACGAGGAGGAGAACACUAACCCCAGCUCAUCCGGCUCGUCCCAUUCAGCCAGCAAAGAGGCUAGCAAGGGAACCAGUUCCA
Molecule: messenger RNA, 673 nt
Organism: Vombatus ursinus (common wombat)
Lineage: Eukaryota; Metazoa; Chordata; Mammalia; Diprotodontia; Vombatidae
Gene: HOXC11
Product: homeobox C11
Exons: 1
Biological process (GO): anatomical structure development; regulation of transcription by RNA polymerase II
Cellular component (GO): nucleus
Molecular function (GO): DNA-binding transcription factor activity, RNA polymerase II-specific; RNA polymerase II cis-regulatory region sequence-specific DNA binding
Source: RefSeq, a predicted model, not a curated record